Thermochaetoides thermophila DSM 1495 is the source of this 315-nucleotide messenger RNA. RefSeq lists its product as uncharacterized. NCBI's taxonomy places the organism in Eukaryota, Fungi, Ascomycota, Sordariomycetes, Sordariales, Chaetomiaceae. The record is from RefSeq and is a predicted model, not a curated record. The transcript is spliced from 3 exons. Bases 1 to 315 code for a protein of 104 amino acids.
AUGCCCAAGGCCGCCACUAAGAGCAAGUCUGGUAAGGGGGCGAAAGGUGGGCGCAAGAAGGAUCCCAAUGCCCCCAAGCGAGGCCUUUCGGCAUACAUGUUUUUCGCCAACGAGCAGCGCGAUAAUGUGCGCGAGGAAAACCCCGGCAUCUCUUUUGGACAAGUCGGCAAGAUCCUCGGAGAGCGGUGGAAGGCGCUCACUGAUAAGCAGCGCGCCCCUUAUGAGGCCAAGGCUGCCGCCGACAAAAAGCGCUAUGAAGACGAGAAACAGGCAUACAAUGCACAAGCCGAUGGCGAUGAUGACUCGUCGUCGUAA